UAUAUUAUAUUUGGUUUACUAAUAUUAAACCGACUCUAUUUUAAUAUAUAUAUAUAUAUAUGUAUAUAUAAGAUAUAGCUUUUAAAGUUUUUAUUACCUUUAAUAAAUAAUUAUACUAGAUUUGUUAAUAUAUAAUUACCCAUAAAUUUAAAACGAUUUUCAUUAAUUUGAUAAUUAUCAUUAUCCAAAUGUUUUCUUUAUUAUGUUAUCCAAAAUAUUUUACAUCAUAAUAUUUUUAAAAUAAAUAUAAAUUGUUGUAUAUAAUUUUAUGUAUAUAUCAAUGUUUUGAGGUAUAUUUUACGUAAUAAAAGAUGUUUUAUUAAAAAUAAAAAAUUUAUCAUAUAUAAAAAUCUUAAUAUUUAAAAUUAUUUCAAAAGCACGAAAAUAAUUUAUUUUAAUGUGUUUGAUAUAUAUACAUUUACAAAUUUUUGUAAAAUUAUUAAGUCUGCAAAUGCAGAAAAGACACCUAGUUAUCAUAUUAACAAAUAAUAAUUAAUAAGUGAAAGGAUAAGAUAAAACAUAACCUUUUAAAAAACCCGCCUUUGACCAUCUUCAAUGUUAUACAAUAAUUUUGUCUAUAUUUCGAUCUAAAAUAGAGUAACUAUAUUAUAGUGUUAGAUUUGUUGUAAUGGUUCGCUCUAUAAUAUAGUAAAAUAUAGAGUAAUAUUGUUUUUCUACUCCAAAUAUUCUACACUAUUAUAAAGUAAACUAUUGGCACAAAUUCAUUUCUAUAAGGGAGUAACUCUAUUUUAGAAUCAAAUAUAGAAAAAAAAUACUGUAUACUAUUGGAGAUGUAUUAAAUAGACAACAUAAAAUAUAAGUAAUAUACGGUGAAAAAACAGAAUACUAGUAUCUUUUAACCGAUAAUCUGCAAAUUUGUAAGCAAAAAGAAGAAAACUCUGACUUGUUUUGGAAUGCACCCGUCUCUUCGACAACUCGUUUAUAACCCAGCGGACAAACUCUCAAUCACGCCGCCAGAUCAAAUACAUUUAAUAUGACCAUAGAAAAGCCAACCAUUUUUUAGCAAAAGAAGUAUUGGAACAUGAGAGACAUUACAUACAGAAACAUUGAGAAAAAAUAAUAUACUCAAUUGAGUGUUAUGUCUUCCUCUGCAACCUUUUUCGUUCUGACCCAUUUUCAUUCACUAAAACUUCAACUUCUCUUCUCCCUUGUUCCUCCCAAAACCUCCACGCCUAAGCCUCUUCUUUAUUUUGUUUUUAUCCUCAGAGUCUCUUUAUUUUAUUUGUAUCCUCACAAUCUCUGCUUUUUCUUCUAACUUUUUUUCUUCUCUCUGACUUCAAGCUUUCUUUCUUAGGGUUUAUCUUUUCAAUGGCUCCACCUCUCAAUCCAAAAGCCCCUGAAUUUUAUCCAAAAAAUCGAGCUCAAGAACUUUCACAAAAACCGAAAUUUCUUUCAUUCACCACUUUCAGUGUUAAGCCGGGAAAGCUCAGUCGACCCAAAUGUCUACCUCCGAGAUUGUUGAAGCAGAAGGUUUGGGUCCCAAACAACCGAAAUUUUCUGCCAAGAAAACCUCUUCCUCCUCCAAAAGAAGCUGAGCUCAAAUCUCCUCAUUCUCCACAAGAAGAUACUCUCAAAUCUCUGUCUGGUGACAAAACAUCUGUUAUGAUUCGAAACAUUCCAAACAUGUUUGGACGAAAGGAUCUUCUGAGGAUUUUGAACAUUCAUUGUCGAAGAGAGAACAAAGUUCAACAACAAAUUCCUUCUUCCUAUGACUUUCUCUAUUUACCCAUGGAUUUUGUGAAACACGCGAACUUAGGGUACGCUUUUGUGAACUUCACGAGCUCAGUCGCAGCUGAGAGAUUCCGGAGAGAAUACGACAAUUUCUUAUGGGUCGGCUUUGAGUACAAGAAGAUUUGCGAAAUCUCUGAAGCCAAGUAUCAGGGGAAAGAAGAGUAUACUCAACAUUUCAAGGACUCUAGGUUUCCUUGCCACACCGACCACUAUCUUCCGGUGAUUCUCUCCCCGCCUAGUGAUGGUUUCACAUGUUACAGCGUCGCGACCCUCGGAUACAGAGUCAGCACACGUGGCGGUGGAACAGGCCGUCGCAUCCAGGUCGCUUGAUCUUUUAGGGUCUCGAAG
Brassica napus (rape) is the source of this 2100-nucleotide messenger RNA. RefSeq names its product protein terminal ear1 homolog. The transcript has 4 exons. Bases 1330 to 2082 code for a protein of 250 amino acids. NCBI's taxonomy places the organism in Eukaryota, Viridiplantae, Streptophyta, Magnoliopsida, Brassicales, Brassicaceae. The record is from RefSeq and is a predicted model, not a curated record. Gene Ontology annotation, molecular function: nucleic acid binding.